Messenger RNA from Striga asiatica, 804 nucleotides. The record is from the annotation of a GenBank genome assembly. Lineage: Eukaryota; Viridiplantae; Streptophyta; Magnoliopsida; Lamiales; Orobanchaceae.
AUGGCAAAGGUUGCAGGUACAGACGGACGACGGCUGCCCGACGAAGCUCCGGUGGCCGGAAAGUGGAUGCGAAGCGGAUGGCUGUUGGCGGUAGGUGGCGAGAAUAUGCCGGACUGCCGGCCUGCCUGUCGGAACUCUGUGGAAAAAAGCGUGCACAAAUUGGCUUCUAAGUUUACGGAAAUAACCCUAUUUUUGAAAGAUGAUUUCCUGCCGGAAAUUCUGGCCCGACGUGCGGCCACCGUCUCUUCCACGCCUUCUGCAAGGCAUGAAAAAAAUUCUUAUUUUUCCUUCUCAUUGCCGCAAACCAUCUGCCGUGAAGAAAGGAUAACCCCCGAGCGAGGUACUCAGAAAAAUGAGAAACUCGAAGGCAAAACCACCCCGGAAGCGCUGCCGAGAAUCAGCCACAAAAUCGCAGUCGACGAUGCACGGGAAGAGGAGAAAUUCAACAGCAGCACUGAUGAAGAAACCAAGAUAUGGAACUUGAGGCAUUGGGAGCCAAUUGAGGCUUCACCAAGCGAGAACUGUAAUUAUAAGUUCACUUGUUGGUUUAUGUUGAAGGCUCAAUUCUUCAUGAGCGGUUUGACGAGCGAUACACUUCGGCAGUACGAUAGGAUGCUCCUGACUGAUCUGCUCAACUCCAAAGUAAUGGUUAGACGGGAAGAAGAGAGAACGUCCAGUUUUGAAGCUCAGAUUGUUCCAUCAUCCGCGAUUCCUGAUGGCUGGAUGGGCUUGGAUAUUGGUCCCGACAGUAUCAAGUCAAUUCAACAAAUUAAUCUUAAAAACAUUAAGCAGUGUGUAAGUAGG